CCAUUCCAACAAACUCAACAGACAAUCGGUGGAAGUGGUUUAAGAAUUGUUUUGGUGCUCUAGAUGGGACAUACAUCAGGGUUAAGGUGCCAAGUGUAGAUAAACCUAGAUAUCGCACUUGUAAAUGGGAUAUUGCAACAAAUAUAUUAGGUGUAUGUACACUUGACAUGCAGUUUGUCUUUGUUCUUCCUGGUUGGGAAUGGUCUGUAACUGAUGGCAGAGUUCUUCGAGGUGCACUAAGGAGAAGAAAUAGACUUAAAGUGUCUCAUGGUUGUUACUAUUUAGUUGAUGCGGGCUAUACAAAUUGUGAGAGCUUUCUUGCACCUUUUAAGGGUCAACAAUAUCAUUUGAAUGAAUGGCGUCAAGGACAUGAACCAAGCAGUCCUGAAGAAUUUUUUAAUAUGAAACAUGCUGCUGCUCGCAAUGUUAUAGAGAUGUGUUUUGGGUUGUUGAAAAUGAGGUGGGGUAUCUUUAGGAGUCCAUCAUUUUAUCUGAUUAGGAUACAUAACAAGUCUUUAUACUUUUAUUUCGUUUAA
Messenger RNA from Theobroma cacao (cacao), 536 nucleotides. The record is from RefSeq and is a predicted model, not a curated record. Lineage: Eukaryota; Viridiplantae; Streptophyta; Magnoliopsida; Malvales; Malvaceae.